Molecule: messenger RNA, 1059 nt
Organism: Diaporthe citri
Lineage: Eukaryota; Fungi; Ascomycota; Sordariomycetes; Diaporthales; Diaporthaceae
Exons: 1
Coding region: 1-1059 (352 amino acids)
Source: RefSeq, a predicted model, not a curated record
AUGAGCAUCCCAAUCCAGGCAACGCCGCCCGACUCGAAUGCCGCAUACAUCAUCGACCAGCUCGAGGGCGAGCGCAUCAGCAUCCCCGGGAGUAAGGGUGUCUUCAGGAUCCUCGCUUCCUCGAAACAGACCAGCGGAGGAAUCGCCGUCUUCACAAGCGGUGCCGUGCUGUCAGACGCCCCAGGGUUCCACUGGCACGCCGAGGCCCACGACGUCUUCCUGGUGACGAAAGGUUUCCUCAAGCUGUGGAACGGGGACAAGUGCAGGGUCAUGGGACCGGGAGACUUCGCCUACAUCCCCCCGAAGGUCAUACACAACCCGGAGCUCAUCGGCCCGCACACCGAGACCCUGGGCCUCGUCGCCCCGGGCGACUGGGUCGACUUCUUCAGGUACGUGGGCGAGACGUACGAGGGCGUCGUCGUGCCCGAGUCGGACGACCGCGACCUCAAGAGCCUGCUCAUCCCCAAGGUCAUGGCCGCCAGGGACCGCUUCGACGUCAACUUCGUGCGGGACUACGACCCGCCCGCGGUCGGCGAGUGGCAGGACGACGAGAACGUGCUCCCAGACCCACUGAAGCCAUACUUCCUGCGCGCAAACACUGGGCCGAGGCAGAUUCUAGGCGGUGUCCUGUCUCGGCCCUUCAUCUAUGCUUCGCAGUGCAGCGGCAAAUUUGCCAUCUCUAGCAUCGAGUCUUCGAACCAGUAUGGCUCAUCUGCGUUUGCACGGCAGUGGCUGACGUUUAAGAACGUGCACCACUGUUUUACCGUGCAGGAGGGAAUUCUAAAGGUGAAGCUCAAGGAAGAGAAUUCCGACAAGUGGAACGAGGUCAGGGAAGGACAGACGCUCUUGGUACCGGCUGGGAAGGCCUUCGUGCUUGAUUUUGGGAGCCGGUUUGUCAGGGCAAUCACAUUCACCAAUGGUCCUGGGCUCGAGGAAGUAGUCAGGCUGGCGGGCUCUGAUUGCCCGACUGUGGUAUUGCCAGAAAAGCCGGCAGACUAUGACAUUAGCAAACUACAAGACGCUUUGGAGCAAGUUGGCGUAGUUGUAGAAGAUCUCUAG